AUGCCAAUCUAUGUGCAGCCUAGGAUGCAGGCCGCAUUGGAUUUACAGUCCGGCGUUCUUCAUGCUGCAGACGAGAAAGACUUUAAAACAGCGUUCUCGUACUUCUAUGAGGCUUUCGAAGGAUACGAUUCGGUUGACGAAAAGAGCUUGGCACUUUUGUCUCUGAAGUAUAUGCUUUUAUGUAAGGUAAUGCUUGAUGUACCUGAUGACGUCAAUACACUACUAACGGGUAAGCUUGCGCUGAAGUACUCCGGGUCGGAUUUGGAUGCAAUGCGGGCUAUUGCUGCAGCUGCGAAGAAGAGAAGUUUAGCAGAUUUCAAUACUGCCUUUGGCCUAAUCCACAAGAGGCUACGGUGA
Cooperia oncophora is the source of this 357-nucleotide messenger RNA. The record is from the annotation of a GenBank genome assembly. NCBI's taxonomy places the organism in Eukaryota, Metazoa, Nematoda, Chromadorea, Rhabditida, Trichostrongylidae.